Brachypodium distachyon (stiff brome) is the source of this 1105-nucleotide messenger RNA. RefSeq names its product accelerated cell death 11. Bases 113 to 730 code for a protein of 205 amino acids. Lineage: Eukaryota; Viridiplantae; Streptophyta; Magnoliopsida; Poales; Poaceae. The record is from RefSeq and is a predicted model, not a curated record. The transcript has 4 exons. Gene Ontology annotation, molecular function: ceramide 1-phosphate transfer activity; ceramide 1-phosphate binding. Gene Ontology annotation, biological process: intermembrane lipid transfer; ceramide transport. Gene Ontology annotation, cellular component: membrane; cytoplasm; cytosol.
CCACCCCGAGGCCGAGCCGAGCACACACCCUUUGCCCCGCCCGCCCGCCCGCCCGCCCGCCGACCUCUGCCGGUGAGCCUUCGCGGCGGGCCGACCGACAGACCCUCUGCAGAUGUCGAGCGAAGCGGACAAGCCGCUGCGGCGUAUCGGCGCGUCGUUCGAGGAGCUGGCGGCCGUAGCGAAGCAGCAGCCGCCCGCGGCGAUGGUGGCGGGGGACUUCUCGCGCGCGUGCUCCCACGUCUCCGUCCUCUUCGGCUGCCUCGGCAUCGCCUUCAAGUUCGCCGAGAUGGACUACGUCGCCAAGGUUGACGAUUUGCUGGAUGCAUCCAAGUCGAUUUCAACGUUGCCCUCCAUGGUUGAGCUAGACAUUCAGAAGGGCACUGUCAGGCAGGCAGGGAACCAUACAAGGAAUCUACUGAGGGUUAAGCGCGGGAUCGAUAUGGUGAAAGUUCUGUUUGAGCAGAUAUUAGUUACAGAAGGCAACUCCCUGAGGGAUGCAGCAUCAAAGGCUUAUGCUCAGGUGUUCGCUCCUCACCAUGGAUGGGCCAUAAGGAAAGCAGUUGGUGCUGGAAUGUACGCCCUUCCUUCUAAGUCGCAGCUCCUGAAGAAACUAAAUGAAGAUGAAAAUUCAGCAAGGGCUCAAAUGCAGAGUUUUGUAAGGUCAUCUGGACCGGUAAUUCUCUACGUCGAAGGUCUCUUUACCUCCAGGAAUUUAGGAAUAGACUGGUGAGCGAAGCGUAUACACAUGCUUCCAAUAUACUAAUCCUGUAAUGGUGUGCUGUGACUCCGAACUGUAGCUAGUUUCAGUGUCUUGAGUUUAAGACUUCAGAGUUUUACCCUAAAUUCAAUAAGCUGUGGUGCUGUGGAGGUUCCUGACGAGCUGAUGCAGAGCCUUUGUUGGGGAAGUGCCUACUUUACAAACCUGAGAUUCCAGUUUAUUUCUGGAGUUACAACUGGAAUGCUACUUACAUGUAUGGGUUAUCCAUCUUGAGAAUGUGUGUCUGGAGCUAUUAAACUGGAAUGCUACUUACAUGUAUGGGUCAUCCAUCUUGAGAACGUGUCUCUUAUUAAACUGGAAUGCUACUUACAUGUUGAGUAGUCCAUC